AUGUUCGCCAAAACCACUACAACCGCUCACGAUAGCUGUUUCUGGGCCGAGAAGCGCAUCAUAGCCAUCUCAUUCGUCAUCACCCUCUCCUACUUCCAGUAUGGCUACGACUCCGCUGCCAUCGCUGGUUUCCAGUCCAUGCGUGGCUUCCUCGAGAUCUACGGUCAUGUCGAUUCGCACUCGCCCAUCGACUAUAACAUCAGCACCGAAGUCCAGCGCCUGAUCCAAUCUCUCCUCAAUAUCGGGAGUUUCGUCUCCGUUGUUGCCAUCUAUUUCCUGGGCUCGAUGAUCUCGCGUCGGUUAGGGUUAUGGAUUGGUUGCGCCCUCGCCUUUCUGUCUGUGUCGAUAAUGAUUGGGGUCGAGAAUCUCGGGGGAUUAUAUGCGGGUCGCUUGUUGCUGGGCAUGUCGAAUGGGUUUCUGGUGCCGUAUAACGUCAUGUUUGUGAGCGAGUCGGCGCCGAGUUUGCUGAGGGGGCCAAUACUCGGGAUGACGAUCUUGCAGACUUCGCUGGGGGCGCUGUUUGGGAUCUUGGUGGACAACUACACGAAUGUGAGGGAAGGCGAGGACGAAUAUGCCAUCAAUGCCAUUCGACGAUUAAGGGGCAUUAAGGACGAAGGGCUGCUCCGAGCUGAAGUCGAGGAUAUCAGGAGCGCGUAUGAGAUGGAGCAGGAGCUUCAUGCUGGCGUUCGUCUGAAGGACAUGUUCCGUGGUACGGACCUGCGAAGGACACUGCUCAGUUAUGGGUGCAUCAUCGGCGGAACUUGCACCGGAAUCACGUUUAUGGCGGGGUUUUCGGUAUACCUGUUUUUGAUGGCUAAGGUCGGAAAGCCAUUCCACUGGGUCAUGAUAUCUCUGGUCGUCGCCUUGGCAGGAAAUAUUUUGUCGUUUCCGGCUAUGCGUAUGUUCGGUCGUCGGCAGCUGAUUAUUUAUUGUUCCGUUGGGUCGGCUGCCAUGUGGCUCGGAAUGGCCAUCAUAUACACCGUUUCGGGCAGUCGCACUUCGACAGAUAAUGGUGCCGGGGCUGCAAAGGGACUUGUUGCGCUGUCAAUCGUGUACGGCUGGGUGGCAGGCCUCGGACAAGCUGGCGUGCUGAUUGCCCUGGCAGCCGAGAUUCCAUCGCAAAGAUUGCGGUCGCAGACAGUGGGAACUGGGGCUGGAAUCAACGCCUUCUUUGGCUGGAUGGUGUCGUUCUUUUCGCCCUACUUCAUCAACUCGGAUAAGUUGAACUGGGGCCCAAAGCAUGGUUAUAUCUGGGGUGGGAGCAACCUGAUCUUGGCCGUUUGGACGUGGGUGUUUGUGCUCGAGACAAAGGGGAGAAGCUUGGAGCAAUUGGAUGAACUGUUUGAGAAGCGGGUGGGCGCGAGGCAGUUUUCCUCAUAUGUUGUAGAGAGGCAAUUGGUGUAUGACGUUGUAACAUCCCGCGCGGAAGGAAGGAACGGCAAGGUUUCAGCCAAACACUACGUCGAGGACCGGGAGAAAGAAGCACCUGCCUUGACGGAAAGGACGCUCUGA
This is a messenger RNA of Sordaria macrospora k-hell, 1512 nucleotides long. RefSeq lists its product as uncharacterized. The record is from RefSeq and is a predicted model, not a curated record. Gene Ontology annotation, biological process: transmembrane transport; carbohydrate transport. Gene Ontology annotation, molecular function: carbohydrate:proton symporter activity. Gene Ontology annotation, cellular component: membrane. Lineage: Eukaryota; Fungi; Ascomycota; Sordariomycetes; Sordariales; Sordariaceae.